Messenger RNA from Rhineura floridana, 2292 nucleotides. RefSeq names its product sodium channel epithelial 1 subunit alpha (gene SCNN1A). Gene Ontology annotation, cellular component: membrane. Gene Ontology annotation, molecular function: ligand-gated sodium channel activity. The record is from RefSeq and is a predicted model, not a curated record. The coding region runs from base 140 to 2035 and encodes 631 amino acids. NCBI's taxonomy places the organism in Eukaryota, Metazoa, Chordata, Lepidosauria, Squamata, Rhineuridae. The transcript has 13 exons. Gene Ontology annotation, biological process: sodium ion transmembrane transport.
UGAGAUCAGGCAAAAAGAGACCAGGAGAGAUCUCUCCUCAGGAGGGGAGACCCCAGCUGCUGGGAGAGCAGCCUCCUGGGAAAAGACAUCAGGAUAGGAGCAUCACGCAAGGCAAAAUGCAUGAGCUCUAAUUGUAACCAUGAAGUUUGAAAAUCAGACUGAAGGCAAGCGGGUGGAACAGCUCAAGAUGGAGGCAAAGCAACAGAAAAUGAAGGCAGCAGAGAUAGAAGAGGAGAAAAGGGAUGAGAGUGAAGGUCUUAUUGAGUUCUUCAGUUCCUUCCAGGAGCUUUUCCAGUUCUUUUGUAACAACACAACCAUCCAUGGGGCCAUCCGGCUGGUUUGCUCUAAGAAGAACAAGAUGAAGACUGCCUUCUGGUCGGUACUCUUCUUUCUUACCUUUGGCCUCAUGUACUGGCAGUUUGGAAUUAUCUACAGAGAAUACUUCAGCUAUCCUGUCAGCUUGAACUUGAACUUCAACUCUGAUAGGCUUACAUUCCCUGCUGUCACACUGUGCACCCUCAAUCCCUACAGGUACAGUGCUCUUCAGAAGGAGCUGGAAGACCUGGAUCGCAUCACCCGCCGGACACUGAUGGAGCUGUACAAAUAUAACAUGUCCAUGGAGCAGAGCAACUGGAAGGCCCGAUCCUUGCGGAAGCGCAGCUAUAGGAGCUUGGCCCAUCAUGUACAGCGCCACCCACUGCGUAGAUACAAACGUGAGGCCAGCAUGGAGGACAACAAUCCCCAAGUAGACAAGAAAGACUGGCAAAUUGGUUUCAUUCUGUGUAAUGAAAACAAGACAGACUGUUUCCACCAAAUGUACUCCUCAGGUGUGGACGCCGUACGGGAGUGGUAUAGUUUCCACUACAUCAACAUCCUGGCGAGGAUGCCCGAUACCAAGGCCCUGGAUGAGUCCAACUUCACAAGCUUCAUUUAUGUUUGCCGUUUCAAUGAGGCAACAUGUAACAAAGCGAACUACACACAUUUUCAUCAUCCUAUUUAUGGAAACUGCUACACAUUCAAUGACAACAGCAGCACUCUCUGGAUGUCCUCCCUGCCUGGAAUCAAUAAUGGCCUCUCUCUAGUCAUCCGCACAGAGCAAAAUGACUUUAUCCCGCUUCUGUCCACUGUGACGGGAUCCCGAGUGAUGGUCCAUGGUCAGAAUGAGCCAGCCUUCAUGGACGAGGGGGGCUUUAACGUGCGUCCUGGUGUUGAAACAUCCAUCAGUAUGAGAAAGGAAACAACACACCGUCUUGGGGGCACCUACAGUGACUGCACAGAAAAUGGGAGUGACGUGCCAGUGAAGAACCUCUACCAAUCUCGUUAUACUGAGCAGGUCUGCAUCCGUUCCUGUUUUCAGAGCAGCAUGGUAGAACGGUGUGGCUGUGGCCAUUACUUCUACCCCUUGCCCCCUGGAGCAGCUUACUGUGACUACAAUAAGCAUGUAGCCUGGGGUUAUUGCUAUUACAAACUCCAGGCUGAAUUCAAAGCAGGCAUCCUGGGCUGUUUCACCAAAUGUCGGAAACCUUGCAAGGUGACAGAAUACCAGUUGUCAGCUGGAUACUCACACUGGCCUUCUGCUGUUUCUGAGGCCUGGGUGUUUCACAUGCUAUCCCGGCAGAACAAGUACAACAUCACAUCCAAGAGGGACGGAAUUGCCAAAGUAAACAUAUUUUUUGAGAAGUGGAAUUAUAAAAGCAAUGGAGAGUCUCCUGCUUUCACAGUUGUGACAUUACUUUCGCAGCUGGGGAACCAGUGGAGUCUUUGGUUUGGGUCAUCUGUCCUCUCAGUGGUAGAGCUGGCCGAGUUGAUUUUUGAUUGUUUUGCCAUCGCCUGCAUCCUGGCUUUCCACGGGCUGUGCUUGCAUAAAUCCUCUGACCUCCGUACACUCAACAGCCAUGACAACACUGCCUCCCACGCUGUAUCUCCCGACACCCCACAACAUGCCUCUGUUGAGGCUGGCAUUGCCACGUUGCCAUCCUACAACAGCUUGGAAUCACUAGACCUGCACAGAGUUUCCUUCAGGAGAACAGAAUGAGGGGCCCAGGCCAGGAUGGCUUCUGUAGGACCUGAAGCAAUGUGAUGUAAAUUACUGCAAAUCGCUGUCCUUCUGAUACCUCCACGAGGCAGAUGGGACUGCAAGGUCUCCUAGGAAGUUGAGGGCAGUAUGAAGUUAUAAAGGGCCAAAUAACUUGGAAGCUCCUCUCUUUGCAUGCUUUGCACCUUUGCUGUAUGCAACCAGUGUAAUCUAUCUAUCUAAACAGAGGUCCUCAAUGUGGCACUUGCCCAUGCCUC